This is a messenger RNA of Phytophthora infestans T30-4, 666 nucleotides long. RefSeq lists its product as uncharacterized. The transcript is spliced from 3 exons. NCBI's taxonomy places the organism in Eukaryota, Oomycota, Peronosporomycetes, Peronosporales, Peronosporaceae. The record is from RefSeq and is a predicted model, not a curated record. Bases 1 to 666 code for a protein of 221 amino acids.
AUGUCUGGUCCAGGCUACAGGCUAGACUCCGACGGAGACGUCGAGAUGUCGAUCCCCCAGCCGAUCUUCGAGGUCAUCCGGGCACCGGAGCUGUCCAGCUGGGACCAUGCUGCUCUGAUAGAGUGGUAUCGCGAAUGGGAGCGCUAUGUGGAGAAGAUUCGGCACCGCUGCGCGACAACCGGCGAGACGUUUGAGAACAAGCCGCUCGCCUCAGUGACGGAUGCUGACAUCAUGAAUGCUGUCAAGGCCCGCCGUCAUACGCUCAAGAACGAGUUCGUGCCAGAUGUCACGUCUCUGUUCCGUCAGAAGCUCAAGAUGGACCUCUCGGUGGAUGACUGCGACGCACGCGUCUUCCGCUAUUACGAGGACUUCGAUGGGAUUUCCGAGGCGGGCUACAAGAGCAGAGUGAAGGCUCGUUGUCGCAUCUUGGUGGACAACCUACAGCCUUCUGUUCUCAAAGCCCAAAUCACUCGGCUUAUCGACUUGGAGAGGCGUGACUGCAGAUCUGAUGACGUCGCCCUCUUCGACCUGAUACUGGAACACGCGAAGGUGCAACAGCGUUUCCAUCGGCUGUCGCACGAUUACGCGAUGAAGGCCGACACCAAGGUUGGGCGACCGGCAGAACGCAAGUCACAGCGACCAGGGACUGUCACGCCUGCAAUCUGA